CAAGAGAGAGAGAGAGAGAGAGAGAGAGAGAGCCAGUACGAGGGCGAGAGAGGAUACAGAGGGAGAAGACUUGUGUUUCCACACCCAGACCCUAACCGACAGCAGCACCACUCGGUCCGUCAUGAGGUAACCGCAUCCUACCCCCCAGGAAGCCUCGACUCUGGACCCGGGAGACUCUGGACCCGGGAGACUCUGGACCCGGGAGACUCUGGACCCGGGAGACUCUGGACCCGGGAGACUCUGGACCCCGGGAGACUCUGGACCCCGGGAGACUCUGGACCCGGGAGACCCAGUAGAGCCUGGACUCUGGACCCAGCAGCGGAGCUUGAUGAGCCAGCCCGAUGCGGGGGCGUCGCCGGCGGGGGUCCUGGUUCUGUCGGAGCGCCUCCUGGUAGCGUCCCACAAGGGCCAGGCGGAGCAGGUGGUCCAGCUCAUCAACAAGGGGGCCCAGGUGGCCGUCACCAAGUACGGCCGGGGGCCCCUCCACCUGGCGGCCUACAGGGGCCACAUCGAAGUGGUCCGCAUCCUGUUGAAGGCCGGCUGUGACCUGGACAUACAGGACGAUGGGGAGCAGACCGCCCUCCACCGCGCGGCCGUGGUGGGUAACAGUGAUGUCAUCAGCGCCCUGAUCCAGGAAGGGUGUGACCUGGACCGACAGGACAAGGACGGUAACACCGCCCUCCAUGAGGUGUCGUGGCACGGCUUCAGCCAGUCUGUGAAGCUGUUGGUGAAGGCCGGGGCCAACGUCCACUCCAGGAACAAGGUCCGUAACUCCUCCCUCCACCUGGCGUGUCAGAACGGCCACGCCCAGAGCGCCAAGGUGCUGCUGCUGGGGGGGGCGCGGCCCGACACCAAGAACCAGGCGGGCGACAGCAGCCUGCAUGUGGCGGCGCGCUACAACCACCAGGGGGUGAUCAACAUCCUGCUGGGGGCCUUCUGCUCCGUCUCCCUGAGGAACCAGGCGGGGGACACGCCCCUCCAUGUCGCUGCGUCUCUGAACCACAGGAAGUCGGUGCGUCUGCUCCUGGAGGCGGGGGCCGACAGCAGCGCCUGCAACACUGCGGGCCAGACGGCGCUGGAUCAGGCCCGAGAGAACAACAACCCAGAGGUGGCCCUCCUGCUGACCAAGGCCCCCCAGGUGCAGCGGUUCGCCCGGGGGAGGAGCGUGAGGAAGAGGAGGGAGCGGCUGAAGGCGGAGGGCCGUGCCCAGUCCGUCCCCAGGGACCAGAUGCUACCUAGCAAGGACAGCGCCUCGGCCGCAGACACCCACAGCAGCGACCACGUUGGCUGGAAGGACGCAGAGCCCGCCCAAUCGAACACCAAGAGGUCCAUCAACAGGACGCAAAAGGAGAAGCCCUCGCUGUCGGACCCCCCCCGCCGUCUGGAGACGCGUCUCGGGGAGUCGGCCCAGCGGAGGCGGAGCAAACAGCAGGGGGGCUCCCCUCAUUCGCCGCUGCCCCCCCACAACUAUAAAGCCUACCAGCUGUACACGCUGUACCGCGGCCGCGACGGCAAGGUCAUGCAGGCCCCUCUGAACGGCUGCCGCUGCGAGCCGCUGAUCAGCAAGCUGGAGAACCAGCUAGAGGCGACCAAGGAGGAGGUGAGGACGGAGAUCCAGACGGUGCAGGAGCUCAUGAACACCAAGUUGGGCCAGAUGGAGAGAACCAGCCAGCAGCAGAACCGAGCGCUGGACAAGCUGACGGUGGAGCGCGUGGCGGCGGAGAGGUCAGAGUGCAUCCAGAGGAUCGAACAGCGGGCCCAGCAGGAGAAACAGGAGGCCACCAAGAGACAGGGGUCGGUGGUGGGGGAGCUGAAGAGUUGGUGUCUCUCUAAGCUCCACCUGAUGGAGCUCCGACUUGGGGGGGACCAGCGCUCCCCGACCCCCCUGCGCCGCUCCACCUCCCUGACGGAGGGGCUGACCCUGACCCCCAGCCCGGGCCCCCGGGAUCCUGAGGACCCGGAGCGCGGUCCAGGGGCCGGCGGGGCCCCCAGCCACUACUUUGUGGUCCACGCUGACAGCUCCCCAGAGGGAGAGAAGCAGCGUGACGCGGCCGUGAGUCCCGUGGUGCGACCGAAGGAGCGGCCGGCAGCACCCUCUGCUGACCCCCGCAGGCCGCAGCCGGGACUGCAGGACGUGGAGGCCACGGAGGACGGAGCAGGCAGGAGGGGAGAAGGGGGGUCCCAGGGCUGGAGGAGGCGUGGGGGGGGCAGCAGGGCCAGCAGCCUCUCCCCCAGCACGGAGCGCCGCUUCAGCACCAGACCGGACCGCCGGGACCCGGACCGCCGGGACCCGGACCGCCGGGAUCCGGACCGUCGAGACCCGGACCGCCGGGACCCCGACCGCCUCGGCCGGGACCACAAGACCAAGACCCACAGGAGGACCUCCCACGGCAGGACCAGGUCCAAGGGCGCCGCGUCGGGACCCCCCUCCGCCCCGGCACCCGGCCCCAGAGACCUGCAGACCCUGGAGGUGUUUGGGGCCCCGGGCGGCGGCGGCGGCGGGCCCACGGGCGGCGGCGGGGCCCCCGGCGGCUGCGGCGGCGGGCCCCCGGGCUGGGAGCAGGAGCGGGAGGGGAUGCACGCGCUGGAGGUGAGCCAGCUGUUCUUCGAGGCGGUGUCGGGCCAGAUGGAGCGCUGGUACGAGAGGAAGGUGGAGGAGGCGCGGCGGCUGGGCGACCGGCGGGCGGAGGCCGACCGCGCCGCGCUCACGGAGCGCAUCGGCGUCCUGGAGGACGAGCUCAGGCUGCUACGGACCCCCGGGGGCGGGGAGCAGGGGUAGCACGCUAGCGCUGGCUCACACACUCUGUUAGGGCUGGCAUUGAUGUUGACACACACACACCCACACACACACACAGGACGUGUGAGAGUAAAACUGCAGUAAAGGCCACACCCUCUUUCUCAGUCUCUGAUUGGAGGACUUCGCUGCAGGCGGGCUCACUUUGCCAUUGAAGCUCCCAGGGGGGCCAAUCAGAACUCCCCAGAGGCAGUGCCUCUUCUCACUAAAUCCUGGACCACGCGUGUGUGAACUUAGUAGUUCUGGCGGGCUCUGAGCGCAGCCCGACGGACGGAACGCGUGGCCAGGGGCUGCGAUCCAGAAGGUUCCCACCUGUUGUAGGUAGUGGGUCCAUAUACCGGCUCCUCUUGGUAGUUUUCCGGCAGCUUCAAUCAGGUUCUACUGUUCAUCUUAUCAAGGGCAAUAAAGAUGGAGAGGGAAGCGCUCUCUUCCACACACACACACACCGCAUCCUGUAUCCUAGUAACACCGUGCCCUUUCAUACAUACAGGACGUCCUGAACACACACUCUGUUACAUACAGAAUGUCUGUUACACAAUGUUAGAUACAGGAUGUGUUACAGUGUUAAGGACGUCUUGAACACACACUGUUACAUAAAGGAUGUGUUACACAGUGUUAAGGAUGUCUGGAACACAGUCACAUGCCGGCUGUCUGGAACACAGCUGGUAAGUUUAGCUGCUCCUCCAGAUGUGAAAUCUGCCAAGAUAAGAUCAUUAAGAUUAAUAAAAAGAUUAUUGAUGCUGGAGGUCUUCGUUAAAUAAAACCCUUUACCAGUCCUGAGAAAACAUAAGCUCAGCUCUGAAUGAGGAUUUAAAUUAAGUUUUAUUUGAUCAUACAUUAACACAUUGCCGAUAAUGAAAGCGUGAUAACAUGUUUACACAGUGGUUAGUAGUGGUUUAAGAAAGUAAGAUUAACCCGUCAGUGAUGUUGACUACACCAUGAAAAGAGAGAAGCCUGGGAAACGCUUUCCUCCACUGUCUCUCCAACAGUAAGAUGUACGACGAUGAUAAAAAAACUAAACUGCAAGGAAUGUCCGCCUGUAAUUAACUUAACGGUGACCAAUUCUCUUUCUCUUUACACUUCUUUGCCUUAUAAUUAAAUUACGAAGAAGUCUCUCACACACGCACACAUUCCAAGACCAACUCCAAACUCCUCCUAACACCAGAGAAUCAGAAGUCCAAAAGAAGAGCCCAUUAAAUGUGUAUCUCCAUUCUUGUAAA
This is a messenger RNA of Gadus morhua (Atlantic cod), 4014 nucleotides long. It is a transcript of the gene ankrd6b, whose product is annotated as ankyrin repeat domain 6b. The coding region runs from base 329 to 2779 and encodes 816 amino acids. Gene Ontology annotation, molecular function: protein binding. The record is from RefSeq and is a predicted model, not a curated record. The transcript is spliced from 16 exons. Lineage: Eukaryota; Metazoa; Chordata; Actinopteri; Gadiformes; Gadidae.